Molecule: messenger RNA, 1937 nt
Organism: Lagopus muta (rock ptarmigan)
Lineage: Eukaryota; Metazoa; Chordata; Aves; Galliformes; Phasianidae
Gene: KLF8
Product: KLF transcription factor 8
Exons: 5
Coding region: 398-1318 (306 amino acids)
Biological process (GO): regulation of transcription by RNA polymerase II
Molecular function (GO): RNA polymerase II cis-regulatory region sequence-specific DNA binding; DNA-binding transcription factor activity, RNA polymerase II-specific
Source: RefSeq, a predicted model, not a curated record
GUAAGACCCGUGGUCCCGUUGAGUUCGCCUUCCCGUUCCCGCGGUAGGAUAUCGGCAGCGGGACCCUCCGAGCACGCCUCGCUGCACCCUAACCCCGAAUCGGUGUGCGGUGUACCGCUGAGUCGGCGCUGGGGGGGACCCGAGAGAGGGGACGGCUCUUUGUGCCCUCCCGUGGCUGUGGGGUCCGUGAGUGCGCUCAGCUCCAGGGGUCCUUGCCCGCGUCCCACCCAUCCCCAAAGGAGCGCUGGGCGGCUCCGCGUGUGCGGGGCGUGUGCGGACCGGGCGUGCCCGGGCGGGGACACGCGUGGGUGUGGGUGUGCGGGGCCGUGGGCCGCUCUGCGCCCGCAGCAAGUUUUGGCAGGCGGGAGGCUCGGGGCGGGGCAAAGCGGCCCCCAGGAUGAGCUCGUCCUCGCUGCUGGCCGAGGCGCCGCUGGAGCCCCCCGUGCUGCUGACCGACAUCAAGACAGAGCCCCCCGAGGAGCUGCUGGCCUCCGACUGCAGCCAGCCCCAGGCUGAGCCCGUCGAUCUUUCCCUCAACAAGUCCAAGGCUCCCCUGCCGCCGCCCCCCGUGCAGUCCUCGCCCCUGCUGGUGGCCCCCCCGGUCCCUGCGCCCACCAUCUCCAUCGCGUCCUCGGGGCUCGGCACCACCUCAGCCAUCCCAGCCGUGCUGUCGCCCGGCUCCAUUCUGGCAUCGUCGCAGGGCAGCGGCGGGCAGCAGAUCCUGCACGUCAUCCACACCAUCCCUUCCGUCAACCUGCCUAGCAAGAUGGGCAACCUGCAGACCAUCCCCGUGGUCGUGCAGUCACUGCCCGUUGUCUACACCACCAUGCCGACCGAUGGCGUCACCGCCAUCACUGUCCCGCUCAUCGGGGGCGACGGCAAGAACACCGGCUCUGUGAAAAUGGACCCGGGCGCCAUGUACCCCAUGGACAUGCCGAGUGACAGCGAGGACAGCGCCUCGGAGAGCGGCCCUGCGCCCUUCCAGGACCUGCAGCGAGAGUCCGCCACGCCGCGCCUGCCCCGCGCCGACUCCCCCGACCUGAAGAAGCGGCGGAUCCACCAGUGUGACUUUGAGGGCUGCAACAAGGUGUACACCAAGAGCUCUCAUCUCAAGGCCCACCGGCGGAUACAUACGGGCGAGAAGCCCUACAAGUGUACCUGGGAGGGCUGCACCUGGAAGUUCGCCCGUUCCGAUGAGCUGACCCGGCAUUUCCGCAAGCACACGGGCAUCAAGCCCUUCCGCUGCUCGGACUGCGACCGCAGCUUCUCCCGCUCCGACCACCUGGCCCUGCACCGCCGGCGGCACAUCAUGAUGUGAGGAGCCCAGCACGCGGAGCGGGGAGACGGAGGCAGCCUCGUUCCCUGCGUGCAGCUGAGGGACUGCGGGGCUGGCGGCGAGCGAGCCCUGCACCGGUGCGGGAUGGUCUCCGGAACGUGCGCCUCUUCUUCUGGACCUCUCCUCCCCGUUGGCGACACCCGGAGGCUCCUCUCGCCGCGGCCUCCCGGCCUUCACCCCGGCCCUGCGCGCUCACUUUUCCAGGGGCGGUGCGGACGCAGCCACAGCCGAGGUGGGGAGACGUCCAGCCUUGUGUCUGCCUCCUCCCAGCCCGCCUGUAUUGCCUCGUCCUGCCCCAAGGGAUGGGGAGAAAGGAAAAAGCAAAAGGGGAGGACAGAAAGAACCCUGACCCACCCGUAUGAACACCACCACCAGGAAAAGGGAAACUUUGCGGAACGUGGAACUGUGAUUUUAUGGAGUUCUAAGGGGGGUGGGAAAAGGGGGGGGUCACGCCGGCUUUCAGUUUUCGGAGACUAUGGGACAGUUGAACCAUUUAUAAGUUAAAAAGGCAUCAGCCUCCCUAUGGACUGUGGCCACGCACUUUUCUUUGUAAUUGUAAUUGUUGUUUUUGUGGGGUUGGCCCAGCUCCUGUGCUGGGAGG